Messenger RNA from Hydractinia symbiolongicarpus, 4184 nucleotides. RefSeq names its product GTP-binding protein Di-Ras2-like. The transcript has a single exon. The coding region runs from base 287 to 1078 and encodes 263 amino acids. The record is from RefSeq and is a predicted model, not a curated record. Gene Ontology annotation, molecular function: GTP binding; GTPase activity. Lineage: Eukaryota; Metazoa; Cnidaria; Hydrozoa; Anthoathecata; Hydractiniidae.
UUAUAUCUUCUUAUCUAAUCAGUACUUUAUUGUAUAACAUCGUAGUUUGUGAAAAAGUCGGAUGGAAAGACUUCUUUAGAUUUUCUGAUUAGAUUUUAAUUUGAAUCUUAUUCAUAAUCAAUUACAUAAUACAAUUUUAAAACAAUAGGAUGUUUGAUCUUAUCAAGCGAAGAGUAUGAAGGAAAAUUUAUAAAAUCAAAAUAUUGUAAAUGUACUUCGAAAUAGCUCGUUGGAGAGGAUUUAGGGGAGAUUUUAAGAAGACGCUGUGAGAGAUUUAAAGCAGAUAAUGAACAGGCAGUAUAGUGAAAGUUUUGACUACAAAUACAGAAUUGGUUUAUUUGGAGGAACAAAAGUUGGAAAAACUUCUAUUUUAAAACAACUUGUUUGGAAAAUAUUUUCACAGCAUUAUGAACCCACGUUGGAAACUGAUUUAGACUUUGUCACAGAGUUUAAUGGAAGAACAUACGUGUGUUUAUUAAUUGAUACAUGUGGAUCUAACGACUUUCCUGCUAUGAGAAAUUUAUCCAUGUCUAAAUCAAAUGCUUUUAUCGUUGUGUUUUCUCUGACAGUUAGGGCAUCGUUUGAGACUGCAAAGCACACGAUAACUGAAAUUAUGCAUUCCAAAAAAGAAACUUCCCGAGUAAUAUUGCUCGUUGGAAAUAAAACUGACCUAAAACGCAAAGUUCCAUCGAACGAAGCAAGACAGUAUUGUAAGUCCAUAAGCAUUGACAAAGUAAAAUGUCGCUAUAUAGAAGUGUGUGCGAAAGAUCAUGACGAUGUCCUGAAUAUGUUUCAUUCUCUCUUGAGCAUGUUUCCCGGGAACAACACAGAUGAGAAAAGAGUACAUACAUUUAACAGGCGGCCUUCGUGGAAAAUAUCUGCAAGAUCUGACAAAAAUAUGACACAAGAAUUUGAACAAGAAGAAGUAAAACAUAUUCGUUCUCCCUCUUUGUUCAGCUUAAAUAGUUUUUCAUCAGAUGAUGAUAUUGAAAAUUGCAAUUAUAUAGAAGGAAAAGAGCGGACAAGAAAGAUUUCCUUUAAAAGAAAAAAGCAUAGUGAAGUUGGGAAGAGUAGUUGAGACGAAAAUGAUGUGCAGAAAAUAAUUCUAUUAAGUCUAUCUUAAUAGUGAUUGAGGCAGGAAUUUUGUGACCAUCUACUUUUGCAUUUUUUUAUAUCUGGCAUUUAUUCAAAAGGCAACAAAAAACUCGGUAUGAUAAUUUUCAACAUGGCUGCGCGUCGUGCAAUGCAGCUUUACCUCAAUUAAAUUAUUUUUCCUUAAUUAAGCAGGACGAAAUUUUAGGCCUUAUGCAUGCCAUUUUAGCUAACCAGAGGAAUAAUACAUGGUUUUGCACUGUAAAAGUAAAAAAAAAUGCACUGGAUUCCCAGUAGAAAACUAAAAUACAGCAUAUAUAUCGUUUAGAUUAACCAAUCAAAGUGGGAGAAGAACUUAAGGAUGUGCUAACUUUGUUAUUUUACCCUUAUUAUUUAAUGAAAGUAAUCAAUCAUUCCUGUCAAUCGUUUAAAUCGUGCAAACAUUUUUUUUCAAUUUUAAAAAUAAUUAUAUUGGUUAAAGGUAUUUUCAAAUGUAUUUUUAAACCAAUUGCUUUGAAAACAUUGUCUACAUAAAUACUUGUUUUCUUCUUUACUCGUAAGAAACAGUAAGGCAUGCGCAAUGAAACAAAUAUCACAUGUUCAUUCGUUUUAAAUACCAUAAUAAUCCAUUCUCUGUAAGGUAAUAUAUUAUCAAGCACAGGAUAAAUUUUAACAUCCAACGAAUGGCUAUAAUAUCUGCUUAUUACACACCUACUGUAACUACCGUGAUUAUCUUUUGCAGCCAAAUCGUUUAUACUGUUACAAUGAGAUACUUCAUCAGAAACUGUACAUAACGUGAGUUAAAGCUGUCAAAUAGCACAGUAAUAUAACAACAGGACGCUAAUCGCUUGAACGAACUCGUUAGCAUCAUUCGGUAUGUUGUAAAUAGUAUAUGAUAGAUGAGAUUUAGUUAGAUAUAGAACGAGCUAUACCGCGAACUGCUAGAUCGAGCCUUCCGGCUCGGCCGAUGUCAGCAGUGAGUGGUACGCUCUGGAGGCACUGCGUAGUUAUUUUGGAAAAAACAGGGAUUUGUCGCAAUAAAUAUGGUGUUUUUCCUGUAAAUAUAAUCAUAUGUAACAACAACAAAAAAGCACCUUUAACAUUGGAGUUCACUGCCCGGAUACGUUAACUGGUUUAGGUCUGUAUAGACUAAUGAUAACCAGCCGGAAUCUCCUGUUAUGAAUUGCUGAAGCUGAAAGACGAAAUUUUGAUGGUGGCAGCUAAUGCUAAAAAAAGAAAUAAUGAUGCGAUAAUAUAUGACUUUGUCGACCUUCACUGAUCGUUAAGAAACGUGUUUUGGGUAAUAUUGAAUAGUUAAUACUUUUCGCCGUUCCGAGGCAUAUAUCGGAGAAUUAGCCGUCCCGAGGCAGAUAUCGGAGAUUUAGCCGUCCCGAGGCAGAUAUCGGAGAAUUAGCCGUCCCGAGGCAGAUAUCGGAGAAUUAGCCGUCCCGAGGCAGAUAUCGGAGAACCAAUUAACUAUCCUAUAGUGCUCAGAAAUUAUUUACUUGAUGUUCAGUGAUAACAAUGACAAGAUACAAAUAUUAUUGAAACGUUUCUUUGAUAUGAGGCUGGACUUAAAAAUCGUGAUGACAGAAAAGCUGAUGAUAAACGACAUUGAAACAUUUUCGUUAAAGAGAAAAAAAUGAAGCCGUGAUACAUGGGGAUAUGAACCCGUAAUGUGGUUAAUGAGAAAAAGAAUGUUGUACAUAGACUUCAGAUUUUGCGUGACGUAAAUGUUUUUUAUUGGAGUCUGGGGACAGACUCUUGUGACAGAGAGGGUAAUGUUACAAUGAGAUACUUCAUCAGAAACUGUACAUAACGUGAGUUAAAGCUGUCAAAUAGCACAGUAAUAUAACAACAGGACGCUAAUCGCUUGAACGAACUCGUUAGCAUCAUUCGGUAUGUUGUAAAUAGUAUAUGAUAGAUGAGAUUUAGUUAGAUAUAGAACGAGCUAUACCGCGAACUGCUAGAUCGAGCCUUCCGGCUCGGCCGAUGUCAGCAGUGAGUGGUACGCUCUGGAGGCACUGCGUAGUUAUUUUGGAAAGAACAGGGAUUUGUCGCAAUAAAUAUGGUGUUUUUCCUGUAAAUAUAAUCAUAUGUAACAACAACAAAAAAGCACCUUUAACAUUGGAGUUCACUGCCCGGAUACGUUAACUGGUUUAGGUCUGUAUAGACUAAUGAUAACCAGCCGGAAUCUCCUGUUAUGAAUUGCUGAAGCUGAAAGACGAAAUUUUGAUGGUGGCAGCUAAUGCUAAAAAAAGAAAUAAUGAUGCGAUAAUAUAUGACUUUGUCGACCUUCACUGAUCGUUAAGAAACGUGUUUUGGGUAAUAUUGAAUAGUUAAUACUUUUCGCCGUUCCGAGGCAUAUAUCGGAGAAUUAGCCGUCCCGAGGCAGAUAUCGGAGAUUUAGCCGUCCCGAGGCAGAUAUCGGAGAAUUAGCCGUCCCGAGGCAGAUAUCGGAGAAUUAGCCGUCCCGAGGCAGAUAUCGGAGAACCAAUUAACUAUCCUAUAGUGCUCAGAAAUUAUUUACUUGAUGUUCAGUGAUAACAAUGACAAGAUACAAAUAUUAUUGAAACGUUUCUUUGAUAUGAGGCUGGACUUAAAAAUCGUGAUGACAGAAAAGCUGAUGAUAAACGACAUUGAAACAUUUUCGUUAAAGAGAAAAAAAUGAAGCCGUGAUACAUGGGGAUAUGAACCCGUAAUGUGGUUAAUGAGAAAAAGAAUGUUGUACAUAGACUUCAGAUUUUGCGUGACGUAAAUGUUUUUUAUUGGAGUCUGGGGACAGACUCUUGUGACAGAGAGGGUAAUGUUACAAUGAGAUACUUCAUCAGAAACUGUACAUAACGUGAGUUAAAGCUGUCAAAUAGCACAGUAAUAUAACAACAGGACGCUAAUCGCUUGAACGAACUCGUUAGCAUCAUUCGGUAUGUUGUAAAUAGUAUAUGAUAGAUGAGAUUUAGUUAGAUAUAGAACGAGCUAUACCGCGAACUGCUAGAUCGAGCCUUCCGGCUCGGCCGAUGUCAGCAGUGAGUGGUACGCUCUGGAGGCACUGCGUAGUUAUUUUGGAAAGAACAGGGAUUUGUCGCAAUAAA